AUGAAUCUCCCCUCUCUGGUUCUGAGCCUCCUCGUGGGCGCAGCGACCCUCGUCUCGGCCGAUCUCGUCGUCACGCCUAUCAAUCAAAACGAGGUCGUUGACAAGGUGAAGGGAGACUGCUUCUUUGGAGCUGUGACGCCGCAAGGCUGCGGAUUUCUGCGAAAGUGA
This is a messenger RNA of Geosmithia morbida, 168 nucleotides long. RefSeq lists its product as uncharacterized. The record is from RefSeq and is a predicted model, not a curated record. The coding region runs from base 1 to 168 and encodes 55 amino acids. Lineage: Eukaryota; Fungi; Ascomycota; Sordariomycetes; Hypocreales; Bionectriaceae. The transcript has 2 exons.